UCUCCAUGGCUCCGCUGGAAGCAGCAGGGAGGCUGUACGGAAGCCGGGAAAGGCCAGACAACAGCAGUGAUGGAGGGGGUGACGGUGGGCCAGGUCUUCGAUGCGGAGUGUAUCCUCAGUAAGCGGCAGAGAAAGGGGAAAUUCGAGUAUCUGGUGAAGUGGAGAGGCUGGUCCUCCAAGCAUAACAGCUGGGAGCCCGAGGAGAACAUUCUGGACCCGAGGCUGCUGGCGGCGUUUCAUAAGAGGGAACAGGAACGGGAACUUCUGUUUCAGAAGAAAGGGAAGCGUCCCAGAGGACGGCCCCGGAAGAUUCUGCCUCCUCCUACUGCCACCAAGGACAGCCGUUCCUCCUCCUCCUCCUCCUCCUCCGGCCUCUCGUCUGAGCCCUCCUCUUCCUCAGAGGAUGAAGACCACAUCAAGAAGUCCAAGCCGAGUCCCCGGGUCCACCCCGUCCCCCAGAAGAGGCCUCAGAUCCUGUUGGCCAAGCCUGAUCCGCCCCGGAAGAAAAAGCGAGGGAGGAAGCCGCUGCACCCGGACCUGAAGGCUCUACGGCAGGGGAAGAGCCUUCCUCCUCCUCCUCCUCCUCCACGCCAUCACCAGCCAAUCAGGUCGCCCAGAGACGACCUGCGGCCCGGCGUGAAGAAGCCUCUGCAGCCGGCCAGUUUCACCUACCCUGGGCUCAGUCGGAGCUCCAGAGAGGAAGGAAGCUCCUCCUCCUUCUCUCAGAGCUCCGCCUCCAAACCCGGAUCCCUCAGCUGCAUCUGGACCGGCCGCUCCGUCUCUUCCUCGUCCUCCUCCUCUUCCUCUCACAACAAAGGCGGCGCGUCGCAGAAGCCCUCCGAGCUCCGACGCUCCUUCUCAGAAACGGGGAGCAGCAGAGCGGAGGCCUUUAAAGCGUCUCCUGUGAAAUCUGCCGGCGGUUUGGCGCCCUCUGGUCUGCACAGCAGCUUCGGAGGACAUCCAAUCGCAGCACAGCGCCCCCAGCUGGCCCACAGGAGGCAGGACGGUCAGACGGGCCCUGUUCAACACAAGCAGAACUCCGGUUUCUCCAAACAGAACCCGUCUACCAAAGAGCGACCCAGCCAGGCGCUGAACCUACGAGCGCUCAACCUACAGAGCGUCGGCAAGCUGCCGGCCGCCGGCAACCUGCAGGGCGGCGCCGCGGCCGGAGGGCAGCGCUCUGGGCCGGCGCUGGAGUCUGGGCGGAGCAGGACGCAGCCGUCCGCGGCCGGCAGACAAGAGGAGCGCAAACACGGGCUGAGCCUGACCGAGCUCAGCACCGGGGAUUCCGACGACACCAGCAGCAGCGAGUCGGAACACGACGCCCCGUCGCUGCCUGACGACAGCAGGCCUGGCGUCGGCGGCAACGCCACCGAGUCGGACACAGAAACGGACUGGAGGCCGGCCCGCAGCCUCAUGGAGCACGUCUUUGUGACGGACGUCACGGCCAACUUCAUCACGGUGACGGUGAAGGAGUCUCCAACCAGCGUCGGGUUCUUCAGCUCCCGCAAUCACUGACGGAGCCAAGAGGUCCUCGCUCAGCGCCGGGUUCUGUCAGCAGAACCGCUGUUGGAUCUCCGCAGCGAAGAUGAACCCUGAAACCUACUGGUGUUAGUCAGACCGCAGGACGCCGCCGCUCACCGAGGCUUGGUGGGUUUCUGUUGGACCUACGCAGCUGGAGGUUCUGGUUCCUGACGUGCUGCAGCUGCAGGACGUUUGAUCAGGAGAGGAAAGAAGAGGCUCCAGCUCCGCCGAUGGUUCUGCUCAGCUGGGUUCCCACCUAAUCCCUGUGGACACACUAACGGCUGUCUGGGUCGGAUCCGUCCGUGGGCGUUCUCUCUGACCCGUUGGGUGUUGGACAGUUAUCGGGUUUCACCAGCAAGUGGAGCAGUUUUCCAGACGUACUUCCUGAUUCAUUCCAGCCGGUUUUUGUUGAGAAUCUGCAGCUCAGUGAACAGAACGUGUCGGUAAACGGUUCAUUAGUCUCGUCUCUGCAGGUCGCCCUGCUCUGACGUUUGCUUUGUGAACAGGAGCUGCAGUGAACGGUUCACUAACGCCGCUCUGCAGCCUCCAGGUCCGUUCACCGCUUCACCAACUUAUUUUAGUAUUUUAUCUGAAUCAUGACGAUAAUCUGUCUUAAUAAUCCUUAAAGCUCAUUUUAAUGUAUUCAUAUCUGGUUAUUCUGAUUUAUUCUGGUGCUGUUGACCCAUUCUGAUGAUGGAUGGAGAAAUAAGAUCAGCUUUGCUUCCAGAAAGCUGAUCUUUAUCCAUCCUG
Molecule: messenger RNA, 2274 nt
Organism: Cyprinodon tularosa
Lineage: Eukaryota; Metazoa; Chordata; Actinopteri; Cyprinodontiformes; Cyprinodontidae
Product: chromobox protein homolog 2-like
Exons: 5
Coding region: 70-1518 (482 amino acids)
Biological process (GO): negative regulation of transcription by RNA polymerase II
Cellular component (GO): PRC1 complex; heterochromatin
Source: RefSeq, a predicted model, not a curated record